Molecule: messenger RNA, 2505 nt
Organism: Drosophila navojoa
Lineage: Eukaryota; Metazoa; Arthropoda; Insecta; Diptera; Drosophilidae
Gene: cpo
Product: RNA-binding protein
Molecular function (GO): RNA binding
Source: RefSeq, a predicted model, not a curated record
AGAAGCCAGCAUAAUGGAAAAUCAAAUGGCGCUCGCCCCGCUGGGACUCUCACAGAGUAUGGACUCCGUGAACACGGCCAGCAAUGAGGAAGAGGUGCGCACAUUGUUCGUCAGCGGCUUGCCAAUGGAUGCUAAGCCACGCGAACUCUAUUUGCUAUUCAGAGCCUAUGAGGGCUACGAAGGAUCUCUACUGAAAGUAACCAGCAAAAAUGGCAAAACAGCAUCGCCCGUUGGUUUCGUAACAUUCCAUACAAGAGCCGGAGCCGAGGCAGCCAAACAGGAUCUGCAGCAGGGUGUACGCUUCGAUCCCGAUAUGCCCCAAACAAUUCGCUUGGAAUUCGCCAAGAGUAACACGAAAGUGAGCAAACCCAAACCACAGCCCAAUACAGCGACAACAGCCUCACAUCCUGCAUUGAUGCACCCACUCACUGGACAUCUGGGUGGGCCAUUCUUUCCGGGCGGACCCGAGCUAUGGCAUCAUCCGUUAGCGUACUCAGCCGCCGCCGCCGCUGAGCUGCCCGGUGCCGCUGCCUUGCAGCAUGCAACACUCGUGCAUCCGGCACUGCAUCCGCAGGUGCCCGUACGCUCCUAUCUCUGACUAAAUACAGACAAAGUAAUGGAGCAGCCUAUGCAUCAAACUCAAAUGACAAUGCCACAUCAUCAGACAACUGCAACCGCUUUACAUCCCAGCCAGCAGGCGGCCAUGGCGCACUUGGGCGCUGGCGGCGGUGGUGCCGGUGGUGCUGCUAGUGCAGCAGCCGCCGCUGCUGCCGCCGCUGCAGCGCCGCAGGGUGCUGCCGGCAAUCCAACAGCAGCAGCUGCUGCAGCCGCCGCCGCCGCCGCUGCGGCCGCAUCACAUCAUCAUUUUUUAUCCAGUCCCGCUCUGGCUAGCCCCGCCGGCUCCACCAACAAUGCCGCGCAUCCGGCCAACCCACAAAUAGCCGCCAAUGCGCCCUGCUCGACGCUGUUCGUAGCCAACUUGGGCCAGUUCGUGUCCGAGCACGAGCUUAAGGAGGUUUUCUCUAGUAUGCCUGGCUUUUGUCGCCUCCGAAUGCACACAAAAGGUACGCACAAUAUCACAUCUUCUAUGCCUCCAACUUUGUCUUCAACUCUGCCUUCUCCAACACCAACUUCAACUUUCCACACUGCAACUGUCAACCACCAAUUGUCAACAGCAGCAGCAGCAGCAGCAGCAGCAGCAGCCACCGCCACAAACUGCAAUACCACCAGCAGCAGCAGCAACACCAAUUCUGGCCAGCAACAGCAGCAGCAUCCGGUUGCCUUUAUUGAAUUCAACGAUGCUCCGAGUGCUGCGCAGGCCAUGCACCAGCUGCAGGGCAAGUACCUGCUCAGUUCAGAUCGUGGCUGCAUUCGCAUCGAGUACGCCAAGUCCAAGAUGCUAAACGAGCUGUCGCUGCCGCUGAUGAAUGGCAAGGCAGCAGCAGCAGCAGCAGCAGCAGUCGCAGCACAACAGCAACAACUAUUUUUAUUGAAUAGCGGCUUGGAUUUGGGACAUGUUGCGAAUGCCAAUAUGCUCAUCACGGCACAGGCAUCCGCCCAACAACAGCAGCAGCAACAGCAGCAGCAGCAACAACACUUUCAGCUACAGCAACAGCAAAUACAACAGCAGCAGCAACUACAGCAACAGCAACAACAACAACAACAACAACAGCAACCACUACAAGUACAGCCAUCUGCCGGCUGCACCAGCACCAGCACCACUAGCGUUGUCGUUAACUCACUACAGCACCACCAACUUCAUCCAAAUCAGCACCACCAAAAUCAUCUCUUUAGAGACAGGAGCGGGUAUGGAAUCAAGGCAUGAUUUGCUCGCUAAGAAACUAGAGCGUGAAAUGCAGCAGCAGCAGCAGCAGCAACAACAACAACAACAGCAACAGCAGCAGGCACAUCAUCAACAACAUCAGCAUUUCCAUCAGAGCCACCAGCCGCAUCAUCAUCAUCACCAUCAUCACCAGCACCACCACCAUCAGCAGCAGCAGUUCUUGAUGACGCCGACAGCGACCUGACCCGGCAGCGCCAAUGCACCGGCAGCACCACCAACGCCGCUGACCCACUACCAAAACCUUCAGCAGCACCACCAGCCGCAGCCGCUGCAGCACCACAUCUACUCGUACUUGCUGCCAGCGACAACACACAUUGCUGCCUGAGUGGUGCGGUGGUGCGACGGUCCGCAGCGACAGGCGCACAUUUUGAGUUUGGGAGGACUUCCCCCUCCGCCCGGCAUAGAGCAGUGAAGCUCCGCAUGUGACGGAUUCAUGCAAAGGACACAAAAUUUUAGUUGUACUAUGCAGAAAAACAAUUUAAAAAAAAAAAAAAAAAAAAAAAAAUAAUAAUUAAAAACAAAAAAAUAUUAAAUGACAUAUACAUAUACAUACAUUAAUAUUAAUUUAUAUGGCAAGCCUAACCCAGUUUAGUGAAAUUUUUGACAGGCCGAUAAAAUGUAUGCGAAAAUUAUAAGUACCAAAAAAAAAAAAAUAUAUAUUA